GUAUUGAUGAAUGUAAUUUUAUCGUUAGAAAUAAAUCUUUCGUUAUCGCGAUACCUUGUCGAUGAAAACUACUGGGUAUAAGCAAUUUUACAUUUGUUAUUCAGAUUGUUUAUUCGUUAUUAAUAAAUAUUUAAAAGUGAAUACUUUCAUUUAAAUUAUAUGGUUACUUCUACUUUUGGAACAAAGUAGUUAAAUUAUAUCACAAGAUAUGCCUCCGAUAAUUUGUUUACCAAUUUUGUUGAUUCUUACAACGCCCCGUCAUCCAGCACCGUCUGUAUAUUAUUCAAACGAAGAGCUCAAUUCACCAGACGUUAACGAUUAUGUAGAUAACGAUAAUUUAAUAGAGAUGAAUUCUGACCCUAUUGAGUCAAGUAAUUUGAUGAAAUUUGAUAGUCCUCUUAGAAAUCACGUAAAUUGGCAUUUACGAAAGAGUAAUUCGGAUGAAUCAAUUAAAACACCCAAUUAUCGUUCAUUAAAUUCUUAUCAUAAAAAUCGUAAUUCACCCCAAAAAAUUAUAAUACAUCCGUUAAUUCCAAAUAUAAAUGCAUAUUUGCAAAAAUACAAAAUUAAUUCAUUAACUCAUCAUCGCCCAGCUUCCAAGGAUCGACAAUCAAUAAAAAUACGUCCUCAUAAAUUUUCAUCACUUCGACCACAAAUGAAAGAUGGUGUAAAAAAAGGAAAAACUUAUACUUAUUCAUACAGCGAUGGACACGGUAAGAAUUUGAACAUUAAUGUUCACCGUCGAAAAAAUCUUACUAAAAGCACAGCUUCCAAAGACAAUGACGACAGUAAAUUUCAAAACGGUUCAAGCGAAGAUAUUCGUAAUAAUAAUGAUCAUACAGACAUUUCAGAAUCGUUUGAAAAUUAAAAAAAUUCAAACAUAAUUUUAAAAUAUUUACUUUCUAACUUUACAUUUGCAUUAUCAAAACAUUAGUAUCGAAAAUGGAUGUUAAUAAAUGA
Molecule: messenger RNA, 960 nt
Organism: Cotesia glomerata
Lineage: Eukaryota; Metazoa; Arthropoda; Insecta; Hymenoptera; Braconidae
Exons: 3
Coding region: 209-868 (219 amino acids)
Source: RefSeq, a predicted model, not a curated record